GCGUAUUUAAGAAAGUCACAUUCACGUCGAACCGGCACAGAGACCGCGGCUCUCCACUACUGACCGUCGCGUUCUCACCUCCGGAUUCCACUAUUCCUCCGAGAACUUUGAGUGUUGGCCCGCCUUGCUUGAUAUACUCUUUAUAUUAGAAACGUGAUCCUUCGCCCUUAUAGCACUGCUGCGGACUUGAGCAUCCUCUCGGAAUCCCCGUUCCGCUGUUCUUGGAUGUGGCAACCCUAGGUACCGCUCGUUGGCACUUCGCUCGUUUCCGGCUGCAAAAGAAAAUGAUCUUGAUGGAUACCCUCCACGAUAAUGGCAUGUUCGCCAUCCAGUCUCUUCAGACCAGGUUCCAGCACCAGCAUGGUCUGUUCUUCGCCGUCUCCAACUUCGGAGAUCCCCGGUACGCGUUCCUCAUCUUUGCACCGCUCAUCUACUGUCUAGAUUGGACGGUGGGACGCCGGCUGAUGUGGGUCACCAUCAUCGCCGAGUGGUCCAACCAGGUGCUUAAAUGGAUGUUGCACGGCGAGCGUCCUUACUGGUGGGUGCACGAAACGGAAAUGUACAACCGCACUGGCACCGGUACACCCGCCAUCCGCCAGUACUCGUUAACGUGCGAGACCGGACCAGGAUCGCCCUCCGGCCACGCCAUGGUGUCGGCGGCCAUCUGGUACAUCAUCCUGGACUUUGCGCUGCGUCGCACAGGCAUCGCCCAGCAGAUGGGCAAGGCGUGGGCUUCGUCCUUCCACUGGUGCACCUACGCGGCGCUCCUGUGCAUCGUCAGCCUGUCGCGGGUCUACAUCGCGGCCCACUUUCCCCACCAGUGCCUGAUGGGCAUGAUCAUCGGCUGCUUCCUGGCCAAGUUCAUGUGCAAGAUCGACACCGACCACGUGACUCGCUGCCAGUACGUCCUGAUCAGCGUGGGCCUGUGCGCCAGCGCGUUGUCUACGUACGGCGUUCUUCGUCUCAUGGGCGUCGACCCUCUGUGGUCCGUUGACCGGGCUGUCAAAUGGUGCGUCAAGCAGGAGUACAUCCACGUCGACACGACUCCAUUCUUCAGCAUGAUGCGCUACUGCGCCUUCCCCCUCGGCAUGGGUCUCGUCAUGACUUCCGGCUUCUACCAGCGCGUCGUCAAGGCGACCCACUUCACCUGGUCCAUGAGAGUGCUGGCAGCCAUCUUGGCCGUGGGCGCCGGCAAGGCUUCCGAGUGGGUCUCGCUGCCCAAGACCAACGUGCCCGUCUUCUACGCCUCGGCGUUCCUCUUCAACGCGCUUCUGGCGGCCACCAUGUUCGGCUUUGUGCCCUACGUUGUGGCCUCUUUAGCGGGAAGCCCUCGUAAGCAUUCGGGAAAGGCGAAGUCAUCGUAGGCAGAGUAGUCUGAGGACGACGCUGCUUGUCGUCCUCGGUGUCCCCCUUUUCCUUGAACAAAUUUCUGUCCCUUAUUUUCCCUAGUUCCCUUAGGCAUUUUUAACAAAUUGUUGCCAAAUCGUCUCUGUACCUGAAACCGUGAGACCACAGUUUCGGCAUAGUGACGAUGCACCGUCUGUGUGCAGGGUCUUUCGCACUGGUCUUAAGCAAUGCGCUUCGUUAAAAAUGUGGAAUUUUAGAACAGGAAGUAUGUUAUGAUUACACAGUAUUUCAGCUGCAGUAUGAUGUUAUUGCUUCCUCGUAAAUUUCGUUUCACGGUACCUAAUUGACUUAACGUUAUCCCCACUUUCCGGAAUAUGCGAAAGCCCUAGCCGCAGAAAAGUUCCUCGUGCUUUCAUCGGCACUGUAUCACUCCUCAUCCACCAUGCACUGCGUCUCUCCCAUCGAACACAUUGUCGUGAUCAUCAUUCCCAACACCAUCAUAAUCCAUCGUCAUUAGUUUUUGCAUUUUACAUCAAACUUCAGACCAAUUGAGACAGAGUGAAGCGUUGCAGUAUUACAUGAUCGGCGCAGGUCAACCGAGGCUUACAGAGGAAUACAAAAGCAAAUAUCCUACAAUGCGAAUUUACAUAUUUACCUGAUUUAAGUAUUUUUAACACUAUUAGCUGUUUUCAAGUAUUAGUUACUCUCAAGUAGAUGUUACAGGAAAAUAGCACAUUUAUGUUUCUUGCAGACGAGAGUUCAAACUUUCUUGGUCAGGCUUGUGUUUUGCCAAUUUCUCUAAGAGCAUUUACACCGCUAAAUCGGUAGUAAAAGCGUCACUCUGUAAACAUUCUCACCCUAUAAUUUGAACGCUUUAUCAUCACUCCUCACGCGACACUUCAUUGUAAUAUAUCCUCACUGUAAAUAAUUGUACAGAUCUGAACUGUUCGGUUGUGUCUUGCGUUGGACGUUUGGAACUUGUGCGUCAAGUCUGGUUAGAUGUUCAUGUCUGUCACGAUGGUGAAUAACGUGUGUUCAAACGUUAGGCUGUUUACAGUGGUUUAACUUUGAGCAUGUUUAAUAAAGACCGUUUUGCAC
Rhipicephalus sanguineus (brown dog tick) is the source of this 2445-nucleotide messenger RNA. RefSeq names its product glucose-6-phosphatase 2. Gene Ontology annotation, cellular component: membrane. Bases 285 to 1364 code for a protein of 359 amino acids. Lineage: Eukaryota; Metazoa; Arthropoda; Arachnida; Ixodida; Ixodidae. Gene Ontology annotation, biological process: gluconeogenesis; glucose 6-phosphate metabolic process. The record is from RefSeq and is a predicted model, not a curated record. Gene Ontology annotation, molecular function: glucose-6-phosphatase activity. The transcript has 5 exons.